CUUACAAUGUAUUUCAUAAACUUAUGAUUAGUAUUAUUGUAAAAUAAAAAACAAUAAUAUUAUAAAUUAUUAACAAAAUAAAAAACAUUUUUAAAUAGCAAUUAAAUUGAUUGACUAAUUGCUGCCAAAAGUAAUGGCAAACCUAUUGAGAAGUCCAACAAAAGUAAGCCAUUUGUUGGCCAUUGUAUUGAAUGGCAACAAAACAGCGGUCACUGCUGUCAGACAUUGUGGUUUCAUUCGCGACUGGAAACCCGGUCACUACCCGAAGACUCAGGAGGAAAGAGAAGCGGCGGCAAAGAAAUAUAAUCUAAUUCCCGAAGAUUACGAACCAUAUCCCGAAGGCACGGGUUAUGGAGAUUAUCCCAAUCUACCGCCCGUCGGUCAGGAUGCCAGAGAUCCACACGAAGACUUUGAUUACCACUACAGACGGCGAAACUUUGGUGAAACGUUGAAUAUCAAUUAUGAAAUCUAUACAUCCGAUCGACACAAUCCCAAUGAAGAACUCCGAUAUCCAAUUUGGGCGAUGUAUGCCUUUCCCAUCUCAAUCUUUUUAGGCAUUUAUCUGAUAGGAUUGGCCGGUGAUUACUGGGAUCUAAGAGUUUCAUAUCCAGUGAAACCAAAACAAUUCCCAAAGUCUGGUAUAACUCAUUACACGUUUGAACCGUUAGAUAAUUAAUAGAUGACUUGUGGUAAACAAAAUGAUUAGUUAUAUAUUUAGUUGACUUUCAAAUUAAUUACAGAUU
Molecule: messenger RNA, 743 nt
Organism: Oppia nitens
Lineage: Eukaryota; Metazoa; Arthropoda; Arachnida; Sarcoptiformes; Oppiidae
Gene: ND-ASHI
Product: NADH dehydrogenase [ubiquinone] 1 beta subcomplex subunit 8, mitochondrial-like
Exons: 6
Coding region: 134-676 (180 amino acids)
Cellular component (GO): mitochondrion
Source: RefSeq, a predicted model, not a curated record